Messenger RNA from Hydractinia symbiolongicarpus, 1643 nucleotides. RefSeq lists its product as uncharacterized. Gene Ontology annotation, molecular function: delayed rectifier potassium channel activity. The transcript has a single exon. The record is from RefSeq and is a predicted model, not a curated record. Lineage: Eukaryota; Metazoa; Cnidaria; Hydrozoa; Anthoathecata; Hydractiniidae. Gene Ontology annotation, cellular component: voltage-gated potassium channel complex; membrane. The coding region runs from base 216 to 1643 and encodes 475 amino acids. Gene Ontology annotation, biological process: potassium ion transmembrane transport.
AUUAAGUCUUAGCGACUGGUUUGAAUGACUUAAAUGUAGCGAUUUAUGAGACAUUUAUGUAACAUGAAUACAUAAUUACGUGAAUAUUACAUCAAUAGAUUGGUUUCUCGUAUGAAUUAAGAUCGUUCAAUUUACAUUCAGUUGUAUUUUCCCAAAUUAUGGUGAGAACAGAAAAUUACGAAUUCUCAACGUUGAACUUUUAAAAUUUAUGCAGUAUGUACAAGUGGUAUUUUAUAUCGCUAAUUUUCAUUGCGUUUUUAAAUUUGUGCUCGUCGAGUGAUGCUGCUACUAACGCGUCAGCUCUCAGUAUUGUAUAUUGGGAAGUGAAACCAUAUUUAUUUCUAAAUGACAACAAAGUCCACGAUGGUAUUAUUCCUCGUAUUUUAGACGCGACAAAAUUUUUUUGCAGACCUUUGAAGUGGGAUUUUUUUAAAUAUAAAUUUCAAGCAACUUCGAGAAAACGAUUUUUUGACUUGGCUUCUGCAAACUCCACUUACCUGCAGGACGAGCGGAGUGGAUUUCGUGAGGACCGUACCGCAUGGCUGCCGCUUUUUGUGCACUCGGAGUUUCUCAAUCAUAUGUUAAUUGAAAAGAAACAUUUAGAAGCGACCGAGCUUCUGAAGUCUUCAGAAAUUGCUGUUAUCAUAUCGCAAAACAGACUAGUUUUAACUGCAAAAUUUUUACAUGGUCUUGCCGACUGUCAAAAUAUCAUCAUUAUAUCUUGUCUGUUUUCAAUUGUGUUUGGAAUUCUGAUAUGGCUGAUUGAACAGUUUUAUAAUCCCGAGUUCGGGAAAUCGUUUAUUAAAGGCUCGAGCACUGGCAUUUGGUGGAGUUUUGUUACUAUGACAACGGUUGGUUAUGGCGAUAUUGUGCCACACUCCACCGUCGGUAGAAUAAUUGGUAUUGUCUGGAUGUUAUUUGGCGUGGCAAUGGCCUGCGUCAUCACAGCCACCGUGACGGACAGCAUCACCGGCACUUCGUAUUUUGAUAUAUACCAACAAAAGGUUUCCGCCCUGAGAUAUUCAGCUGAGGCUUUGAUUGCAGAGAGUGAUUAUCAGGCCGUAGUUAAACAGGCGGACUCGUUUGACGAAGUGUUGCAAUUAGUGAGGGCAGGCGAGGUUUCUGCAGCUUUUAUAAAUAUAGAUUUUGUCGCUUGGUUCCAACAAGAAAUGCGUGAUCACAAACAUCCAUUGCAUGUUGUAUACACGGUGGAAAAGAUAGUGCCUUUGAAUGUACUUCUUCCGAAAAGCUUGAAGGUGACACAAGAAUUAAAAAAGUGUUGGUCAGAAGAUAAAUUAAAAAACGCUCUGUUCGAUAUUCCUGCUUCUAAGUUUAGGCGGUAUUGCAAGAAAACGACCGUCUUCUAUGGAUCUCUUUCGUCCUUAUUGACUGAUGACACAACGGUGCAGGUUCUAGCCGCAAUCACAGCCGGGAUGAUUUUGAUUGGUCUGUUGUACGAAGGUGUCAAGACAUGGUUACGUAGAAGCAAAGAAAAGACGGAGAAAGACGCGGAGAAAAUUGAAACAGGUGUUGAUUUGAAGUCGAUGACGACCUUGUUGCAUAAUAGCGUUUUUGGCUUGCGGAAUGACAUUGAGUUGUUGAGGAAGGAGGUAAGAGUGGUUAAGGACAGCGUGGUGUAUUGA